Messenger RNA from Papaver somniferum (opium poppy), 606 nucleotides. RefSeq names its product mitotic apparatus protein p62-like. The transcript has a single exon. The record is from RefSeq and is a predicted model, not a curated record. NCBI's taxonomy places the organism in Eukaryota, Viridiplantae, Streptophyta, Magnoliopsida, Ranunculales, Papaveraceae. Bases 1 to 606 code for a protein of 201 amino acids.
AUGACGAAAUCUCAGAAAAUUGAAGGAACGUUCAGUAGCCCAAGCCAAGCAUCACAAACUGUUUCCGCAGCGAAAUCGAAUAUCAAAACCCCCAAAUCCGAAAUGUUCGAUAACUCUCUGCCAUCUGAUACCAAAUCUGAUAUCAAAAUCCCCAAAACUGAACCCGCUGCAAAGCAUGACUUUCCAGAGAAUAAUCAAACGAUUGCUGCUCUUUCCGAUCCAAAAUCGGAUAUCAAGACUCCAAGAUCUAAAAGGGGAAAGGAUUCUCUUACUCCAUUGAAAAGAAAAUUCGGGGAAAGUUCUUGUCACCGUAUUGAGGAGGAGCAUGGUGCUACUGAUGAUGAAGAGAAUAGUAAUACUGCUGACGAUGAGGAGGAGCACGGUAGUACUGAUAGUGAUAACAACGAGGAUCAUGGUAGUACUGAUGAGGAUGAGGACGAGGACCAUGGUAGCACUGAUGAGGAUGAAGAUGCGGAUGAGGAGGAGGAGGACGGUAGUACGGAUGAAGAUGACGAUGAAGAUGAGGAACUGGUGACUUCUACAAUGCUGCUAAUGAUGGCUUUUGUUUUAACCACCGCAAUGCAUGUUUUUUCAUUUCGUCCCUAA